Penicillium salamii is the source of this 555-nucleotide messenger RNA. The record is from the annotation of a GenBank genome assembly. NCBI's taxonomy places the organism in Eukaryota, Fungi, Ascomycota, Eurotiomycetes, Eurotiales, Aspergillaceae.
AUGUCGACCCGCUCCGCUUCCGGUUAGAUGAACAAGCUAUUAACAGCGUUUGAUAGCUACGAUGAAUUCUUGAUGCUCUUCACCCGAACCGUUGCAGAGAAGACCAAAGCUGGCCAGCGACAGGAUAUCGAGGAGAAGGCAUACACUUUCCACGCCUAUGGUCGGACCGAGGGUGUUGCUGGUGUGAUUGUUACAGACGGCGACUACCCUGCUCUUGUGGCCCACCAGCUCCUGGGCAAGAUCGUCGAUGAGUUCCUGGCCAAGCACCCGCGCACUUCUUUCUCCGACCCUUCUUUGCGCGAAAAUGCAUGCCCCUUGCCCCAGCUCAAGGAAUACAUUGUCAAGUACCAGGAUCCCAGCCAGGCCGACAGCAUCAUGAAGAUCCAACAGGAGCUUGAUGAAACUAAGAUUGUGCUGCACAAGACGAUCGAAAGUGUUUUGGAGCGUGGUGAGAAGAUUGACUCCUUGGUGCAGAAGAGUGAUGGAUUGUCAGCCCAGAGUAAAAUGUUUUAUACCCAGGCCAAGAAGCAAAACUCUUGCUGUGUUUUGAUGUAA